Adineta ricciae is the source of this 675-nucleotide messenger RNA. The record is from the annotation of a GenBank genome assembly. NCBI's taxonomy places the organism in Eukaryota, Metazoa, Rotifera, Eurotatoria, Adinetida, Adinetidae.
AUGGAAAUAGGAACAAAUACAAAGAUUUGCUUUUUCCUGCUCUUGUCGUUUAUUGAAAAUGGAUUUUGUGCAAAAGUAGAAUACAAAUGGAUGUACCACAAACCGUAUGGAACUACAGUACACCUCGAGCCACUUUUCAAUAAAACGCAGUGCUUUCCUCAAUCGCAAUGCUAUUGGUUAUUACCUGAUAAACACACUCAAAUUUAUUAUCCAGUAAAUGCAAGUACGUCAUCGAGAUAUACAAUAUCGUCGAAUGGAGUUUUAACUAUUGUGGAUAUUCAAGCAAGCGAUAAUGGAAUCUAUCAUUUUUUCCAACUGGAAAAUAACAAAUGGAUUGUUUCAAAAGCACUGUUGAAUUUACACGGAGCACCGUUUGCUACCCUUUGGUUGGAAUAUUGGCCUAAUGUCGUCGGUGGUCUUGUAGCUAUGUCGGCUGUACUUAUUACGUUCGCUUUGAUUCUCUUGGCAAAUAAGUAUCGGUAUCGUCCACAUUCAUCUUCAUCAACGCAGCGUUUAUCGAAACGACCUGGUACAGUCGAACCUAUCAUUAUCGAACAAACCAAUCCAGUAUUUGCUAACGAUGACACGGAUACGAUUACAAGUCAACAUCGUCGAACUAGUCGCCGCUCGUCAUCGACUAGCAAUGGGACUAAUCUUCGCAUCGAACGCCUCUAA